Medioppia subpectinata is the source of this 390-nucleotide messenger RNA. NCBI's taxonomy places the organism in Eukaryota, Metazoa, Arthropoda, Arachnida, Sarcoptiformes, Oppiidae. The record is from the annotation of a GenBank genome assembly.
AUGAACAUGAUGCCCAACGCAAUCAUGGACUUUAUCAACAACUGGUUCGGCAAUAACACCACGUAUAUAACUAAUGCCUACUCUAAGGCUGAAUUCUGUUGGGUACAUUUUCACACCAAACAACUAGCAAUAGAGGCAGCUCAUUCAGCACAGCAUGUGGACACUGUGGAGAGCGUACGGUUACCCUAUUUGGACGAGCAUAACAAGCGGCGGACAACCGACACUCUACUGCUGACCGUAUUGGCCCAGAACAGGGACGGCACAGUCAGUCCCAUUUGUAAUGACUACGAGAUAUCCGCCAACCGAUCGUUCAUAAUCACCGAUGAGGGCGGACUCAAACCCAGCUCUGAUGAUCCGAUUGAUAUAUGGACCGAUGAGCAUGUAGUUUAA